GACUUGAACCAUCCAGAGGCCUGUAAGCGGCUACAGCGAACAGGCUGUUUGCGCCGAAAACCGGGUCGUGGCCAGCCUUCUCUCAGCCUCUCUUGUUCCGAUAAACUGAUGCGCUGGGCUGUCCUCGGCCUGGAGAGUGGUCUUUUAAAGACCUUAUUGCUGCCACAGUGCAGAAACAUCCCCACGACCUCUCCUGCCGCUCUACCGCUUUCUUCGAUAAUCAUUGGGCCAGGGUAA
Molecule: messenger RNA, 237 nt
Organism: Protopolystoma xenopodis
Lineage: Eukaryota; Metazoa; Platyhelminthes; Monogenea; Polystomatidea; Polystomatidae
Source: the annotation of a GenBank genome assembly